Molecule: messenger RNA, 867 nt
Organism: Lachnellula hyalina
Lineage: Eukaryota; Fungi; Ascomycota; Leotiomycetes; Helotiales; Lachnaceae
Product: Cyclochlorotine biosynthesis protein O
Exons: 4
Coding region: 1-867 (288 amino acids)
Biological process (GO): mycotoxin biosynthetic process
Source: RefSeq, a predicted model, not a curated record
AUGUCUCUGGAAAUUGAGAAAGCAUGGCCAUCUCCUUUACCGCUGCUUGACCAACAUGACUCGAGUAGCUCAUAUGACUUCCCAGGAGAUGAAAAAUAUGGCCCGAAAGCCCGAUCUUCGAAUGCUGUUCAUGUAUGGAGUUGGGCAGGACAGCUUCUCUUUUUUCUCACUUCAGUUGUCAUUGCAUUACGACGAUCAUCAGAACCCAACUGUGUCGAGAAACUAUCCACAUACUCGCCAGUACUGGGUUCUAUAAGUGAUGACUAUCAGGAUGUAAGGUUCAACAGUACUGUAUUUGGUGGUAGUCCCUACACAGGAAUGCCUUCCCCCGAGAGAGACAAUCGUUGGUAUGACUUGAUGUCCGACGGUGCUUUCAGCAUCUCCCACGAUGAGCUUCUGAAAGUCGGAGCCCCAGAAAGUUCAGUCAAGUUACCACCUGAUAGCGGAGGCGGUUACAUGGCGUGGCUGGAAGUCUUCCAUCAACUCCACUGCCUUCAUACCUUGUGGCAAAAUACAUGGCCCAGUUACUACAACACCACAGAGAAAGGAUCACAGGAAGAGGAUUCUAUUUAUAGAAAGCACAUUGGUAAACUGGAUAUUCCACAUCAGUACCAGUACAAACUGACAGGAGUAGAUCAUUGUGCCGACAACUUGCGCCAAAAGUUAAUGUGCGAUGCAGAUGCUGGCGUCAUCACCUACGACUGGCUGACGCACCAUAAACACCCGGUUCCUAACUUCAACACUGUGCACAAAUGUCGGAACCUGGGCGCAGUAUGGGAGUGGCAUGCAGAACAUCGGGCGCCGGCAAGUGGCACAGGCGAGCUCAUGAAGACUCCUGACUCUGUGGUGUUGGAUAAACUGCCCUGA